Messenger RNA from Paramecium primaurelia, 513 nucleotides. NCBI's taxonomy places the organism in Eukaryota, Ciliophora, Oligohymenophorea, Peniculida, Parameciidae. The record is from the annotation of a GenBank genome assembly.
AUGUCGAAUCAAUAGAAGUGCAGCAAUUGUGGAGCAAAAGAUCAUAUUGCUAAAUUUUGUUAUGAAAGAACUAAAAAAGUUCCUGUUAGUAUUAAAUUAUCUACUUAGACUCAAAAAUUGAAUUCUAGAGAAAAAAAAGAAAUGAAAAUAUAAAAAAAAGAAGAAUAAAUUAUUACAUAAGUCUAAAAAAAAAUACCUUAAUCUAAAUAUGAGGAGGAUAAAUAUUUUGGUUUACAUACUUAAAUUUGGGGUAGUUACUGGAAUGAAGUUUUGGGUUGGGGAUUUGCUUGUUGUUAUUCAAAUUAAAAAUCUCAGGAAUGUUUGGGAGAAAAGGGAAAACGACAAUCCCUCACUAAAGAGUAUUCCAUCAAAAGAUAAAUCGAAGAAACACCUAUAGCAUAAUAAGAGCUUAAAUCAGGACCAUUAAAUCUUAAUGAAUUGUAUAGAAAAUCUAAUCUUCGAGAAGGUGCUCCAGUUGAUAUUAUUUACAAUUAAAGUAAUGCUACCAAUUGA